UAAACCCUGUUCUCUGAGUAAACAUUCACGCUGUCAGUUUUACUGCCGUGGUUCAAACAGUUGCCAUUGACUCUUUAAGAGCCGAAAAUUGUCUUGGCUGCACGACCCGUUUAUGACAGCGUUUGUUCAGCACACAAAGCUUUGAAUGACCAGCAAUACGGACUUACCGUACAAAUGGCUGUUUGGAAAGUUCAUAUUGAAGCGCAGUCACUGGUGGGAGGAGUGUGAUUAUCAGAGAUGUGAUGCGAAUACUGGGACGUUAAGAGGUCCGCCCAUCGAACCCUAACGUAUGUUAAGAACUCACCAAGCGUUGGGCAUAUCGUGGGGGUGUGAUAAGUGGUAGACACAGCCACUUAAAGGAUCAAGCGACGUUUUGCAGUUAGUAGUUGUUAACAUUGGAAUUGUUAGGCUGUGCUAUUACAUAUAACCAUGGCAGAGAGAUCGGAGGUUAGUUCCAACACAGUUCUAUCCAGCAAAUCGACAUCGGACACCGUUCAACCAAGCAAAUCGAGAUCGAACACCGUUCAAACGAGCAAAUCGAGAUCGGACACCAAAGUUGAGACUGAUACUCGGACAGGGGCGGGAGUUAAUAGACUUUCUGAAACCACACAGAAAGUUAGUUUAAAGGAAGGGAGUUCAAGCCAGACGAAAAUCGCGUCCAAAUCCUCAACACCGAAAACUGGUAAAAUUAGGAGUCAGUCUGGCGGGAAAUCGGGAACAAAAAAGUCAACAAACAAUACUAAAAGACCGGGAAAAGUUUCAAGUAAAGGGAACUUGUCCAGAGAGACCAGUUCUGCUUCAAGACAAACAGAUCCGGGCAAGGAAAAGGAGAAUGUCGCGGACAGAAAAGAGGAAGAGCCCACCGAAACUGGAGUGAAGAGGGAACCAACCCAGUCGAGUUUGGCGAUCGCGGCAGUGAGUCAAGAAAACAGCUCCGAAGAAAAUGGGAAAUCUACUCAAGAGCCAAAAGCAGAAGGUGUCGACGAAGAAGAGGCAUUUAAAAAUGACGGCACAUCCCUUGUAAACGAAAACCAAGAGAUGCAGAAGGGCUCUGAUAGUCCAGAUGAGGCAGUACAGAAGGAAGUUGUUGAGAAAAAGAAGAAAUUCGAUAUUCGGGAAUUCACGGAAAGGAUGGGGGAGUUGUCUGCAAAGUUCUUGGAAGACAAGUUCACGCGAAUUGAUGACAAUUAUCCAGUGGACGAGCUCAUAUCUCUGAUAACCGAAGUAAACGAUGCUAUCGACCAUUACAAAAAGCAUACUCUGGCGGCGCAACAGCAACUUGAGACUCUGAGAGACCGGAUGCAAGAAGUUCGAGAAAACAUCCACAACAGUGUGCAGAUCAGAGCCUUUGAAGUCAGAAAAGAGAGAGAGCCAACGCUUGAACAAAAAGAGCUAGCCGCAAAACUCGCUAAAAUCAACGCGGAAGUCGCACACGCUAACGUGGAAUUGGCACGGCUCGUAAAGAUGGCUGCCGAAACAGAGACCUUGGCGCUUGAAGCAGUGGAGUCCGCAGAAAAUGCCGCAGAGGAGGCCGAACAAGCCCGAGCAGAAAUAGAAUGGCGCGAACGGAAAGAGGCAGAGAGGAAAAUCGAGGAAGAGAAGCGGAUUGAAGAAGAAAGAAAACGGAAGGAGCAUGAGCAGAAAUUGGAAGCAGAACGAGUGAAGAAGCAGGAACAGGAAUGGAAACGCCGGGAAGCCGUGGCUGCGCCUGUGGGUGGUCAGGAAUGGGAUAACUGGCCUACACACGUACUCGAGAUAUCUGGUUCACCUGAAAGCGAUGCUAUUGGCUGCAUCGUACGAGGAGAUCCCGCCCAUUUUGAUCCUGGCCGUGUGACGUGUGUUUACGUCAACCAAUUGGAAUCGUCUUUCGUCUUUGAGCAAAACGACGAGCUCGUGAGCCCUAUCCUCUCCUUGGAACCGGGAGACCCGGAGGAUAGCUUACAGAGCACAAUUUGUGUGGCCAUUCCAUUUGUGGCGACAAGGUCAUCUAUGCAUUCGCGAGAACCUGUGAUAAAGAUUGAGAUGAACGGAGAGUGGAAGGACGUUCUGACAAGAGAGGUUUCAUUUGAUGAUUACAAGGAGAAACGCUUUGCCCAGGCAGAAAUCUCGGAGUUUACCACUGUUGCCGUGGUGACGAGAUUUAAGCGGGAUUACGUCACUCUGUCAAAAAAGACCUCCAAGAUUUCGUUCAGUGCUGAUCAGAGGGUUUCAUUUAUGACACCGAGGUCGUCGUUCAACAACAAGGAGUUGCUUAUGUUACAGGUUCAACCCGUGGAUUCAAACUCUCUGAAUGACCUAAAGAAUCGAGACAAAUCCAUGAAUGGUCUGCUAAACAGUAGCCCUCUGGUGACCACAAAAUGGAAGAGAACCACUUUUAAUAAUACCGUUACAAUAACGGUGCCAUGUCCCCCUAACCCCGCGAAAGCCAAGAAGCUAGCCGCCGUGAGAGCGGCAAAAGAAGCUAAGAUGACUCAGCCAGUUCGCAACAAUCCAGUACCUCUUGACAUGCAGGAUGAAGAACCCAAGAAGAAACGCAAACCACAGAAGCAGCUGCAAUCUCAACAACAGCAAGAGCAGGAAGAGGAAAUGACUGUGCGCAGGACGGAAACGCGAUGGUACAUGGGAAUUUACGGCGGAAGUGACGAUGACGAGAAUGACAACCUGUACCUAUUCCAUCAAUUUCCCAGCGGCCGAUGGGCCCAUAUUCCAGACGUAAACAUACAGAAUGUUAAACUGGACGUCUUACAGUUCCAGUUGGACCAUCCAGUGGAAAGAUUUGUCAUCCUGAGGACUAGGACAAAUGUUGACGAGGAAAUGGCUCAGCACAUGGUGACUACACUGGAAGCAGCACUGGCUAUGCGUACAGUCCAAGUUAUAUUGAAACAGCGAAGUGACGACCCUUUUCAAGCCAUCGCUGAGGUUGUGACGUCAUCGCGCGUGGAGCGAACCGUCAAUCAGCUGGAGGAAGAUGGAUACAAGGAAGGCCCUGAUAGAAGUCCUGACGUCACUGUGUGCGAAGGGGACAUCAUCGAGAUCGGUUUCCGUGGCAAUAUCCACCACAGUCGCGACGUCACUCUGGAGAUACCGUUCAAUUCCAACAUGCCAGACAGCAUAAGGUUCACCCUUUCAGAAGUCGAUCGCUAUCUCCAGAGGAACUUUCCCCUUUUCCGAGGAUUCGUCCAGUUUUACCGGAAACAUCCAAUACGAAAAAAGCACAACUCUCGUUCAAAAUACCACCAGAGGCCUGACGAAGACGAGGUUCCGUUGGAACCGGAACCAGUGCACUACCAAAGAGAGUUACUGACAGAGCUCAUGGUGAAGAUUCCCAAGUACCACGUACGAUCCAAUCCCGUUCCGGCGACCGCUAAAUUCAAGAUCGUAAACAAGAGCGAUCCAGUUGACGAAGACCUUGUACGCUACUUGGCAGAGAGCCUCGGAGACGAAUGGUUCAAGUUAGCACAUCAGCUAAACAUUUGUCAUUCCCGGAUACAAGCCAUCAUUCGUAACGCGCAGGCGCAAGACCAGACCGAAGACUUCGCAAAAUACCAAAUGAUUAUGACCUGGUUGAAGCGAGCCCCAAAAGCCAGUAAUAAGAUUGACACUCUGACAACAGCUUUAGUGCGAAGCGGAAGAUACGACCUAGCCGACGAUCUACGCCUGCGCCAACAAAAAUUUCAAGAGAUGCACAAAGGAAGAGAAAUUUGUACCUAGUUUGAAAUAUAUAUUGUCUUAUUAUUCCUAUUUUGACAUUGAAUGUGAGAUAAAAAUAAAACUUUCCUC
Messenger RNA from Liolophura sinensis, 3780 nucleotides. Its product is annotated as death domain-containing protein 1-like. The record is from RefSeq and is a predicted model, not a curated record. The coding region runs from base 430 to 3711 and encodes 1093 amino acids. NCBI's taxonomy places the organism in Eukaryota, Metazoa, Mollusca, Polyplacophora, Chitonida, Chitonidae. Gene Ontology annotation, molecular function: protein binding. The transcript has 13 exons. Gene Ontology annotation, biological process: signal transduction.